AUGAAUCCCCUUCCCCAACAUCUCCCACUCCUCAAUCCUCUUCCCGUUCCACUCCCCCACCUUCCCAACCUCUCCUACUAUGAAUCCACUUCCCUUCCCACACCCCCACCUUCCCCAACCCUUUUCCUAUGCAUGAAUCCCCUUCCUUUCCACUCCCCCACCUUCCCCAAACCUCUCCUUAUCAUGAAUCCCCUUUCCCCAACCUCUCCCACUUCCUCAAUUCCCCUUCCCGUUUCUCUCCCACCUUCCCCAACCUCUCCUACUCAUGAAUCCCCUUCCCCAACCUCUCCCACUCCUCAAUCCCCUUCCCGUUCCACCUUCCUCCACCUUUCCCCAACCUCUCCUACUCAUGAAAAUUCCCCCCCCAACAUCUCCCACUCCUCAAUCCUCCCGUUCCUCUCCCCACCUUCCCCAACCUCUUCCUACUCAUGA
Messenger RNA from Macrobrachium nipponense, 432 nucleotides. RefSeq lists its product as uncharacterized. The record is from RefSeq and is a predicted model, not a curated record. NCBI's taxonomy places the organism in Eukaryota, Metazoa, Arthropoda, Malacostraca, Decapoda, Palaemonidae. The coding region runs from base 1 to 432 and encodes 143 amino acids. The transcript has a single exon.